Molecule: messenger RNA, 2331 nt
Organism: Epithele typhae
Lineage: Eukaryota; Fungi; Basidiomycota; Agaricomycetes; Polyporales; Epitheliaceae
Exons: 12
Coding region: 1-2331 (776 amino acids)
Biological process (GO): chromatin remodeling
Cellular component (GO): RSC-type complex
Molecular function (GO): protein binding; chromatin binding
Source: RefSeq, a predicted model, not a curated record
AUGCCACUCGCACAGGCGGUCAAGACCGCCAUCGAGGAGGUCAUCUCAGCCUUGACAACGACAACGAGCCGUCGCUCAAAACGUCGUCUCGCAGACAUGUUCCUCGAACUCGUCGACAGGCAGUCCUGGCCCGAGUACUACCACGUGAUCCCGAAGCCACGCUGCAUCAACGGCAUCAGAACUGCCCUUGCCCAGAACAAAUACCGUCACGUUCUCGACGCGUUCGAGGACCUCAACACCGUCUUCCUCAACGCCCUCCACUACAAUGAGGAAGGAAGUCAGAUAGCCAAGGACGCGGAAACUCUCAAGGGCAUCCUCCUCACCGAGUGGAAACGUCGUCCCAUCCUCCCCCCACCGCCCACCACCCCCUCGCAAAAACCACACGCGAAGAAAGUCCAGAAAGAGCGUGCCGCAGCCACUCCCACUCCAGCAAAUGCCCCACCCACCCCGUCGACGUCUCAACCUCUCCCAAAACCGUCCACCUCGUCCUCCGCUAUGGACGUCGAUCCCCACACCUCCUCCUCUCGCCCCCAGUCCAAGCAGACAGCAGCCAAACUCAGGACCCCCGAUCACCCGUCUUCGUCCGACAUCGAGGUCGACGUUGGCGGCACCCCGGAGCCUGAACCCGUCGCCCCCGAUGCCGCGCGUGAGGGCGAGGGCGACGAGAUCGUCCGCCAAUUGGAAAAGAGCCUGCCCAGAUGGGAGGGCUUUGCGGACGUCGGCUGGGCCGAGGGCCUCUCUUCCGACCGCAUGAUGGAGAUCCUGUCCGCGCUGUCCGGGUACAGGGACCGGGGAGGAAAUCGACCUGCAGAUCACCUGGAGGCUAUGCCGGAGGAGACGACCAUACCGGACCUCUCGUUCAAUGCUCCCCUGUCUUUCUCUCUCGUUCAGAGCCGCAUACAAGCGGGCUACUACUACCAGUCACCACAAGCUUUCGACAAGGAAAUGUCACAGCUCUUCCUCAAGGCUCGGCGGUGGUAUGAGCGCCGAACGGAGGUAUACGGUCAGGUGCUGGUGUUGCAGCGUCUGUACCAUGCCCUCACCUCUCCAAAUCCUCCCUUUCCCCCUUAUGAAUCCACAAAUUAUUUCGCAGGAGUCCCAGCAGGUCCAGGUCUGGCAACUCCGCUCAACUCCACCGAGGGGGAGGCCGGGACUGGUGUCACCAUGUUCCGCGUCUCUGUGAAGGAUAGGAAGGUGGUGGACGAAGUACAGUUUAAGGGCUGGUCCGUCCGCCUCGCGGACUGGCUGCACCUCAGCAACCCAGACGACGCCAGCCGACCGAUUAUCGGGCAAGUGUUCAAAUGUUACGUCUCGGAGGACGGACCGCGGAAGGGGCAGCCCGGAGUCACAGUCUGUUGGUACUACCGGCCCGAACAGACGUGGCACACUGCGGACAAGCAAUUUUACGAGCGCGAGGUGCUGAAGACCGGUCAUUUCGUCGACCACCCGGUGGAGGACAUCAUGGAGAAGAUCGCGUGCCAGUUCACGGCGCGGCACGUCCGCGGGCGGCCGCGGCCGCCGUUCUGGUACCCGGGCUGGCCGCUGUACGUGUGCGACUACCGGUACCACGAGCGGGAGCGGGAGCGCGGGUUCGUGCGGAUCAAGAACUGGAACUCGUGCAUCCCGGAGGAGCUCCGGAAGAACGCGGAGUUCAUGCCGAUCUACAACUUUGAGCAGACCGUCUUCCCCCGCCGCGUGCCCAGCCCGUUCGUCCUCGACUCGGCGCUGCACUCGAGCGGCGGGCUCGUCGACGCGGACGGGCGCUCGGCUCCGGCAGCGGUGGGGACAGCGACUGGGACCGGGGCGGGGGCGGGGACGACGGCGAUAACGGACGAGGCGACGAGCGGGAGUACGGUGAGGAAGAGCUCGCGCCCGAAGCGCGCGGCCGCGGCCAAGUCGGACGCGGAGCGCAUCGCGGCGCUGAAGGGCGUGCCGGUCCCGACGACGACGACAACCGCGGCGGCGACGGCGCAGCACGUCCCGCCCGCGGCCCCGCCGCGGGACGACCGCUCGAUCCUCGCGGCGGGCGGGGUGCAGCUGGGGAGCAGCGUGGUGACGGAGGAGCUGCCGUCGGAAACGGCACGGCAUUUCGAUCGCGACCCGGAGACGGGGGAGGUGCUGUGGUUCGCGGCGGCGCCUGUGGACAUCGUGCACGCGCCGCUCCCGCGGCACAGCUUGAAGUACCUCGCGCACCUGGCGCGGAAACGGAAGGAGGCGGGGGGAGGGGAGGGGGAGGCGGAUGUGGACGUACCCGCGCCGAAGAAGCAGAGGAUGCCGCCGACGGCGACGGAGGCGUUGGUGGCGCUGUUGGAGGAGCAUGGGAUGCUGUGA